AUGUUACGCUCCUCGAUGGGCCUGGGCAAAGCCCGCGUCCCAGCUUUGCACCAAUCCAUUUCCCACCGCCUCUUGAGGCCAAGCUCGGUGAUCUCACAGCGAUUUGCGACACGACGAUUUGCAUCAACAGUGACGGAUGUUGAGAAUUUCCCAGCGGUUGGUGAGAAACUUCACGGCUUUACUGUUCGCGAGAAGAAGCAUGUCCCGGAACUGCACUUGACUGCAGUGCGACUCACGCAUGACAAGACCGACGCGGAUUACCUGCAUGUCGCUCGAGAUGACAAGAACAAUGUGUUUGGUAUUGGCUUCAAGACGAAUCCUCCAGAUGCCACUGGUGUGCCGCAUAUUCUGGAGCACACCACCCUCUGCGGAAGCGAAAAAUAUCCCAUUCGCGACCCUUUCUUCAAGAUGCUUCCCCGGUCACUCUCAAACUUCAUGAAUGCUUUCACCUCCGCAGACCACACCACAUACCCCUUCGCAACAACCAACCCACAAGACUUUCAGAAUCUCCUGUCUGUCUAUCUCGACGCAACUCUGCACCCUCUGCUGAAAGAAGCCGACUUCAAGCAAGAAGGCUGGCGACUGGGUCCUGAAGAUCCUCGUGCGCUAUUGUCGGCCGCUGGAGAGCUCGAGAAGAAGGCGACUCUGGAAGACAUUGUCUUCAAGGGGGUGGUAUACAAUGAAAUGAAGGGACAAAUCUCCGAUUCAAACUACCUUUACUAUAUUCGCUUCAAGGAAAACAUCAUUCCGGCUCUGAAUAACUCAGGAGGCGACCCUGAGUUCAUCACAGAUUUAACUCACCAGCAAUUGACUGAUUUCUCCAAGCGCAAUUAUCAUCCAAGCAACUCUAAAAUCCUGACAUAUGGGGAUAUGCCACUGGCUCGCCACCUGGAGCAAGUGGGUGCAGUCUUGGAUGGGUUCAGCAAAGGAACCACCGACACCGAUGUCAAACUACCUCUUGAUCUUAAAGAAGGGAUGCACAUUACCGUCCCUGGCCCCAUUGAUACCUUUUCCAGCGAGGACAAACAACACAAAACAUCCACAUCGUGGUAUAUGGGUGAUUCGACAGACACGGUGGAGACCUUCUCCGUGGGGAUCAUUUCCUCGCUGUUCCUCGAUGGCUACGGCUCGCCCAUGUAUCGUGCUCUGAUCGAAAGUGGACUGGGCUCAUCUUUCACUCCAAACACAGGCUUGGACUCGUCCGGCAAAGUGCCAAUCUUCUCUGUCGGUGUGACUGGUGUCAGUGAAUCGGAGGCAAAUACUGUCAAGGAUGUCAUUCAAAAGGCAUUCCGUGAGACAGUCCAAGCCGGAUUCAGCGAGGAAAAGGUCCGUGGCAUUCUCCAUCAGCUAGAACUCUCUCUGCGCCAUAAGACCGCCAAUUUCGGCAUUGGUAUUAUGGAGAAGACACUGUCUUCGUGGUUCAAUGGCGCCAAUCCGAUGAAGGAGUUAGCCUGGAACGACGUUAUCGAAGAGUUCAAGAGAAGAUACGAGAAGCCCGGCUACCUUGAGUCAUUGGUGGAGAAAUACCUUCUCAAUGACCGGUGUAUGACCUUUACAAUGGUCGGUACGCCAUCCUUUAACCAGGAACUGGACAACAAGGAAGCCGUGCGCAAAGAACAGAAACUUUCCAAGCUCAUUGAGAAACAUGGCUCAGUCGAGCAGGCCGUGGCCAGUCUGACGGACGCAGAGCUGGAGCUUUUGAAAAUACAAGAAGAUGCACACAACGCCGACUUAAGCUGUCUCCCCACUCUGCGAGUGAAGGAUAUUUCCCGCGAGAAGGAACGCAAGCCCGUGCGCGAAUCAAAGAUCGAGGACACAGAGGUCGUCUGGCGAGAGGCACCAACCAACGGAUUGACCUAUUUCCAGGCCGUGAAUGCUUUUGAAGACCUCCCUGACGACUUGCGCCUUUUGAUGCCACUCUUCAACGACUGUGUGAUGAGACUGGGUACCGCAAAUCGCUCAAUGGAACAGUGGGAGGACCUCAUUAAGUUGAAGACUGGUGGAAUCUCAACCUCUUCGUUCCUGGUCUCUUCUCCUACUCGAUUAGAUCAGGUCAAGGAAGGAUUGCAGUUCUCUGGAUUUGCCUUGGAUCAGAAGAUUCCCGACAUGCUCGACAUGCUCUCGACUUUGGUGAUGGAGACAGACUUCUCUAGUCCCGCUGCUCCCGCCAUGAUUCAAGAGCUACUACGCUUGACAACGAAUGGGGCGCUUGACUCUGUUGCGUCAACCGGCCAUCGGUUUGCAGUAAAUGCCGCUGCCGCGAACCUGUCCCGCAGCCUUUGGAUUCAAGAGCAACAAUCUGGCCUGGAACAACUACAGGCUACCGCAAACCUUCUGCGCGACGCAGAAAAGUCCCCGGAGCGUCUGCAUGAAUUAAUCGAAAAGCUUCGCUUGAUCCAAUCAUUCGCUAUUUCAAGGUCAUCUGGCCUCCGCGUGCGCCUGGUCUGCGAGAAAGAGAGUGCUGCUGGCAAUGAGUCCAUCCUACAGAAGUGGCUGUCAGGCCUACCUCGCGUGCCCUCCCCCCGCGCAGCCACAGUCCCAGCUUUCAAUUCUGUCGACAGGGCAUUCUACGACCUUCCUUACAAGGUCUACUAUUCCGGUCAAGCUACCCAGACCGUGCCAUUCACCGAUCCUGCCAGCGCGCCCCUUACUGUGCUGUCGCAAAUGCUCACUCACAAUUACCUGCAUCCCGAAAUUCGCGAGAAGGGUGGUGCUUACGGAGCUGGUGCUAGCAACGGUCCACUGAAGGGUAUCUUCACUUUCAUGAGUUACCGGGACCCUAACCCCAUGAACUCGCUCAAAGUGUUUUCCAAUAGCGGCCUCUUUGCCCGGGAUCGGGCUUGGUCCGAAAGAGAGAUCGAGGAAGCCAAGCUGGGCAUUUUCCAAGGUCUCGAUGCGCCCGUCAGCGUGGACGACGAAGGUGCGCGCUACUUCAUGAGUGGCGUCACACAUGAGAUGGAUCAGCGCUGGAGAGAACAAGUCCUGGAUGUCACCGCAAAAGAUGUCAACGAGGUGGCCGACCGAUUCCUGGUCAAUGGCACCCGGAAGACCACCUGUGUUCUGGGCGAGAAGAAAGAUUGGGCAGGAGCUGACUGGGAAGUUCGAAAGCUGUCCAUGGGCCAGCAAAGUGAUACCCCUCCAGCAUGA
Molecule: messenger RNA, 3147 nt
Organism: Penicillium oxalicum
Lineage: Eukaryota; Fungi; Ascomycota; Eurotiomycetes; Eurotiales; Aspergillaceae
Gene: cym1
Product: pitrilysin family metalloprotease cym1
Exons: 2
Coding region: 1-3147 (1048 amino acids)
Biological process (GO): protein processing
Cellular component (GO): mitochondrial matrix
Molecular function (GO): metal ion binding
Source: RefSeq, a predicted model, not a curated record